Thunnus maccoyii (southern bluefin tuna) is the source of this 5361-nucleotide messenger RNA. Its product is annotated as protein tweety homolog 3-like. The coding region runs from base 641 to 2305 and encodes 554 amino acids. The transcript has 15 exons. Gene Ontology annotation, cellular component: plasma membrane. The record is from RefSeq and is a predicted model, not a curated record. NCBI's taxonomy places the organism in Eukaryota, Metazoa, Chordata, Actinopteri, Scombriformes, Scombridae. Gene Ontology annotation, molecular function: volume-sensitive chloride channel activity; intracellularly calcium-gated chloride channel activity.
ACACACACAUACACAUACACACACACACAACACAGAGUCGUUUGCAGAGCUAGAGCUGCCGCAAAGCCCCGUCCUCCAGGGCUUUUUAAACACCGCGUUUGCUUCACGCUCCAACAAUAUCAUCCAAUUGAAGAGCCGCAGCGCUAAAUGCACUGAACCGACGGUCACCGUGAGGACAGCGAGCACAAACCGUGAUGGUAUAGGAGAAAGACAACGACGGCAUCGUCAAACUGUAACAAAAAAAGAGAGAGAUACUGGAUUGCGGGUCAACAAAUUUUAACCCUUCGUCUGCCGCUGCAUUGUCGCUCUCGCGGAGGGUAGUUGGAACUCGAAGGCGUCUCGGUGAAAUGUGAGGUCGGUGACCGUUAUUUACCGUUAUUUUCAAUGUGGUUGAGACUGCAGCCGUUGCAGCUAGCUCGGAGCGGCCGCGUUGAUGCAGCAGCGCACGGCUGUGGUGUUCAAAUCCGCCACCGGAUCUGGGAAGACAAUAGAUGAAAUAUACGCCGGCCCGGACUCCCAAAACGACACUGAACGAGAGACUGCACCCGCUUUGGCUUCACUAGUCGUGACUUUCUCCGCAGUGUCCGUGUGAGGAAUCGGGUUAGAGAGUGAAGUGACUGCCGGCAGGUACCUGCUCAGGAUGGCGGCCGUAGUAAACUACUCUCCACCGUGGUGGGUGAAUCUGCUCCACCGGUUGCCUCAUUUCAAUUUGGAAUUCCAGCUAGUGAGCAGUGACUUCAGGCCGGAGGACUCUGAGUACCAGAAGUCUAUCUUGCUGCUCGGGGCCGUGGCUCUGCUGUGUUUGGGUCUCGACCUCCUGUUCCUUCUCUUCUACUCGUUCUGGCUCUGCUGCCGACGACGCAAGAGUGACGAUUCCUCGCACUCCCAUACGCACUCCCAGCAGCCUAGCGCCGACUGCUGCUGCACCGCCUGGUGUGUCAUCAUCGCUACGCUCGUCUGCAGCGCCGGCAUCGCUGUAGGAUUCUACGGAAACGGGGAGUCGAGCGACGGAGCCAAUCGUUUGGCGUACUCGCUCCGUCACGCCAACCGCACCGUGUCCGGGGUGGAGAAACUGGUGUCAGACAGUGCCCUAGCCUUAAACCAGACAGUGGAGGAGAGCCUGGUCCAGUUGGAGACAGCCUACAAGGAGCAGACAGACUACGUGUCCAUCGUCCAAAAGCUGCAGGGACAGCUGGACGAGCUGGUGAAGCUGAUGGUGGACGUUCCCUUCUGGUCCAAUACUGACAUUUCCCUGGAGGACUUGGCCCGCAAGACGGAGGCCUUUGACUUUUACAGGUGGUUGGGGUACCUUGGCCUGCUGCUGUUUGAUGUCCUGAUUUGUCUCCUGGUUCUCUUCGGCCUGAUACGCAACUCUAGAGGCACUCUGAUUGGAGUGUGUCUGAUGGGGGUUCUGACUCUGAUAAUCAGCUGGGGGUCUCUCGGCCUGGAACUGGCUGUCGCUGCUUCGGCGAGCGACUUCUGCGUUUCCCCGGAUACCUACAUCACCAGGGUAACCAAGGAAAACGCUGUCAUCAACCAAGAUAUCCUGCAGUAUUACCUGAGGUGCAACUCUGGCCAAAUUAACCCCUUCCAGCAGAGGCUGUCAGGGAGUCACAAAGCAUUGGUGGAGAUGCAGGAUGAUGUGGCAGAGCUACUGAGAUCAGCAACACGUGAUUAUGCCAACACCAAGGGAAGUCUCGAGCAAAUCCAGUCCGUGCUGAAUUCCACCGAGGUUGGUCUUCAUCAGCUGACUGCUCUGGUCGACUGUCGCAGCCUACACAUGGACUACGUUCAGGCGUUGACGGGACUGUGUUACGACGGCGUGGAGGGUCUCAUCUACCUGGUGCUCUUCUCCUUUGUCACUGCUCUCAUGUUCUCCUCAAUUGUAUGCAGCGUGCCACAUACCUGGCCUGGCAAGAGGACGGAUGAGGAAGACGGAGAGGACGAGUCGGGUGCCUCACGGGGUGGUGUGCACGAUAACCUGUACCGCGUUCACAUGCCCAGUCUCUACAGCUGUGGCUCCAGCUACGGUAGCGAAGCUAGCCUGCCCGCUACAGCCCACACUGUCAGCAAUGCCCCCGUCACUGAAUACAUGAGCCAGAACGCAAACUUUCAGAACCCUCGGUGUGAGAACACCCCCCUGAUUGGCAGGGAGUCCCCUCCACCCUCUUACACCUCCAGUAUGAGAGCGAAGUACCUGGCCACCAACCGACCGGACCAGAACCGACGCUCAGUUCCCAACGACCAGCUGGACCCGGCUAGCCGGCCUCACCCCACUGCCCGACCACAGUCCUCAGUCCAUUAAGAGACCAGAACCGCACCAGUCCGCCCCUGUACUGCCUGAAUCCAGUUCUCACAGCCAACAACAACAACAACACCCAAAUCCAGUGCUCACUAGAGCUUUAAGCACCAACAGGACCCCAGUUUGUCAAGGUCUGCUGAAUUUCAUCAACACCGGUUCACCAGAAACACAACAGAAAGCCAGAACUCAUCAACCAAGCACCUCAACAAAGGACAGCACUUUUACAGUCAACUCCUCCGUCUCAACACACAAAAAAAAAAAAAUUCAAAAAGCCGAAGGCCGUCACACUUGGUCACUAUUUUUCCUCCUCUUCUUCUUCGUGGACACACACCCAGAGCUGCUCAGAUCAGCCCAACACACACACAACAAUGCACAGCAACUAAAGCGCCUUGGCUUGGACUUCAGUUUCUUCUUCUUCUACUCUUUAAAUCUCUCCUCCUCCACUGGGAUCCGUACACCGCCGUCCAGUGGAGGCAGCUACAGCUACGCCCACUCACACCACUCAACCCCCUGACACUUUAACAUUCAGAAUACACACGCAUACACACACACACACACACACACACAUACACACACGCAUACACACACACACACACUGUACAGAGCUGUAAAUAGUAAACGUGUGCUUUACUCUGAGUUCAUGAAAAAUAGACUGUUGAAUCAUUACUGGUAAUGUGGUGUGCUGCGUGUUUAUCAUGGAAACUUUUGCUGUAUCUCUCAUACGUACACACACAAACACACACACACACACACACAAAUAGGCGGAUAGUCUAACCGAACACACAUCUGUAUAGAUAAUAAAGCCAGUGAAUCAGAAAGCCAUGUUUAGAUAGAAACUGUGCCACCACAUCCACAUUCUCUCUUUAGCUUAACAUCGUCGUCUUAACUAAGACUUAUAACUUGAAUCGUGAGCUCGAAAAAAAAGCGCGUCCACGUCUCCUCUACAUGUUCGUUCAUGUGCACACGCGCGUCGAUUAACGCAUUUUUAAUAUGAGCCAGGAAUCCUGUCGUUGGAAUAACUGUUUUGAAUUUCGGGAAUCGGGAGCGAGAGUCAAGGAACAUAAGGAGGCUCAACCUGUGCCAAAAAACUCUGAAUAAUGAGGGAUGCCUGAUUUCUGUCCUCUUCUCCUACUGCCUCCACAUGUCUCAAAAAAAGGGAAAAAAAAAAAAGAAACUCAUGGAAUGUUUUCCCUCCAGCUGUAAAUAAUAAAGAGAACGGGAAAAACACUUGAAAAGGCGAGCGAUGGACAGAAAUGGAAUAAAUUACGACAAAACGUUUCCCAGGUGCUAUGUAAGCCAGUCUAGAAGACGAUCAGGACUAGAGGAUUGAUGGAAACUUUAUUCUUACUUUAAUGUUUUGUUUUCAUUCAGGGAUGUGAUUAGGAAUAUAAAAAGCAGUAAAAAAAAAAAAACAACAAAACAAAAAAAAAAAACAGGAAGUUGUGUCCUGAAACCUGAAAUAUCAUGUCCCUGAUAAAAAAUGUUACAUAAAAGUGUUACUGAAUAAAAGGACAGUGGGUGUUUUUUUUUAUGUUUUACCAUAAGCUGACAUUCGGGAUGUGAUACUGUGACAAACUUGUAGUAUUUUGUUUCUGCUUCUAUACUGUUGUUAACGUUUUUUUUCCUUUCAUUUUGUCAACUGGUGACGUUGGAAUCGACCUUUUAGCCAACCGGUAGCCGGUCCUUUUUUUUUUUUUUUUUUUCUUUUUUAACCCACAAGCACAAAUUCUCUUUGAGGUGACUUUGUAAGAACGAGAAGUAAAAACACACUGCCUGGGACACUGCCAGUGGUUGUUUCUCCUGCUCCAAGACUGUGUACAGUGUAUAAAAACUGUAUUCGUGAACCCGUGUGUGUGUGUGACAUCACUGCAGCGUGAUUGGCUAUCGCUCUAUCUCUCAGUGUUACUGUGUGUAAGUACAGUGAUCGGUGUGUCUGACUGGCAGCAAGUAAGGGCCAGCUUAUCUAGCCUGAGUCAUUUCUACGCAGACGCCUCGCAUGCCCUCAUACACACACACACACACACACACACACACACACACACAUACAUACAUACAUGCUGUACAGACACACACACACAUUCAAUACACACCACAGUUGCUUAUAGAACCCAUCUUACCCUACUUUUGUCCUGUUUACAUUCACAUAUAGAUCUGUAGUAACUGCACGCCCUCCCACAGCUGUGACAUCACACUGAUAACCAUUUGCAUUAUGGGUGAUGUAGUAGGUAGUAACUGCAUUUCUGAGGAAUUUGGGAUCUAGUCAUUAGACGAGCGAGCAGAGCCCUAACAUCCAAACACCUCUCAAACACCGUUCCUGUACAGCAUUUUAAUAUUUUAUUAAUCAAUGACCACUUCUCGUAUUAGCGAGACAAUCUUACAUGUGUGAUUUUAUUAGAAAGAGAUGCCCAUGUUAUGGUAACAAUGCUACCUAUGGUCUUGUACUUUAAAGUGUUUUUUUGCACCAAUGAUGCAAAUGAUGUUAAGAUCUGUGGGUCUAGUCACUGAUUAAUGGCCUUUCAUAAUGUUUUUAAACUCUUACAACACUCUUCAUAUCACGACUUCAUAUGUUUUUUUUUUAAUUUUUUCUCUGUCUUGUAAAAAUCAAACUUUAAAGAUAAAAAUAAUAGCUAGCUGUUUUGUAGGAGAAUAAAGGCAAGAGCAGCGUUUUUCCUCUCUUAUUAAUGGUGAAUGACUCUCUGUCUUGCAAUGUUUUAAUAAAACUAUUCCAGUGUAGUCUGCACACCUGACGUAUAGCUGUAUUUGAAUUCCUGUGUGAUGCUUUUUUCUGGGAUUUAACCAACCUGUAGCGGUAUGACUCGAUGGGAAAAAGAGCUCACGAUUAAGAGUGAGUAACACUCGUAUGUAUGUGUGGUAUUUUAACAGGAUUUCAAAUACAACUCUGUCCAGAUGUGACAGAAAAGCAAUGUUUUCUAUGGCUGUUUUUAUUUUCUGAUGGUUUAACUAAAAUAUUAAUGAUGUACAUGUCAAAACUGUGGUAAUGAUAUAAUUCAGCCUGGAAUAAAUGUUUUAAAAAAAGAAAUUAAAGUAACUUUAACGUA